GAGCUGCAACCAGAGCAGUCUCUCUGGGCACUCUGGCAAGCUCACUGCUGUCCUCUCUUCCUCCGCCACUGGCCUCUUUUUAGUUUCGUCCCCUCAGCUCUCCCGUUCUUUUCAUCCACGACUCGCCCUGUGGAUUUCCCUCCCUCCAUCUCUCUUGGAAACCUUUGCAGACUGGAGCAGUGCUGUCGUGACUCGCCGGCUGCCACUGCAAGGGAAGGAGAGAACAGAAGGAAGAAGAGAAAGAGAGGGAAGCUGAGACAGACCAAUCGAUUACUGUGAUACAGACGAGAGAGGCACUGGAAGAGAAGAGGCGAGGCAGUAACAGCAUUUUCCCGUGCAGGUUUAGGUUCAAAAUGAGAUUCUUUUUGACUUGUAUGGGAGUUUUCCAAAGGAUUUGAUUCACGUUCCUCUCUUGGAAAGGACAGCUAAUUAAAGGGACAGCUGGGGCAGUUUUGACACAUACAGGACUCGUCUUUACUUCCUUUUCCAGCCAGAAGAGCCAACAUUUGAGAGUUGUGAACAGGACCGCUUCUGAAUGAGAAGUUCAAUGUUUACAAAAUAAUUGAUCUCCACUCUGACAUUCUGAAUGAUAAUGCUGGACACCAACCAUUGCCUGUCCUUUGAACCCUCCCCCCCGGGCUCUCCUCCAAUGCGAGAAGACAUGGAGAAGGCAGGACUGACGUUGGAUCAUGACAGACAUGUCUAUCACAGCCUAAAAGAAGUCCUCCAGCUCAAACUCCAACAGAGACGCACACGAGAGGAACUGGUCAGCCAAGGGAUCAUGCCACCACUGAAGAGCCCAGCAGCCUUUCACGAACAGCGGAGGAGUUUGGAGCGAGCAAGGACCGAAGACUAUCUGAAGAGGAAGAUCCGGUGUCGUCCUGAGCGCUCUGAGUUGGUCAGGAUGCACAUUCUGGAGGAGACGUCGGCAGAGCCGUCCCUGCAGGCCAAGCAGCUGCAGCUGAAGCGAGCGCGACUGGCUGACGACCUCAAUGACAAAAUCUCCCACAGACCUGGUCCCAUCGAACUGGUUCACAAGAACAUCCUGUCUGUCAGCUGCCCUGUGCACUCACCACUGGAUUCUCCAAAGGGGACUGGAGGAGAGAGCUCAUCUUUAGAUGAAGACAGCAGUGAUGCUCUGUCACCAGACCAGCCAACCAGUCACGACUCUCCUCUGAGUGCCGUCCCUCAGCUGUCCCCGUCGGACGUGCUCACCCAAAACGGGGACAUGUCCCCCUCACAGUUCCUUACACAGUCUCCUCCACCACCUCCACCACCCCCUUCCCAGGUGAAUGGCUCAGACUCCUCCCCAUUCCCGAAAAUGACAAAUGGGAUGACGGGGACCUCUGUUAACUCCCGCACCUCUGCUGGACAGGUCAAGCAGUCUCAGGCUAAGUCGACUUCAGAACGGCCUCCACAGAGACCUAAGAAACCAAAGGACAACAAACCCAAGGUCAAGAAGCUGAAGUACCAUCAGUACAUCCCUCCCGACCAGAAGGCAGACAAAGAGCGUCCACCCCAGAUGGACUCGUCCUAUGCGAAGCUCCUCCAACAGCAGCAGCUCUUCCUGCAGCUGCAGAUCCUCAGCCAGCAACAGCAGCACUACAACUACCACACCAUCCUGCCUGCCCCUCCCAAGCCACCUAGUGAGCAGUCUCCCACAGCCAACUCUGGUCCUUCCCCCUCCCGCAGCGUUCCCACGACAACCACCCCCACCCCCUCCAGUCAGAGCGGGGCUGCCCGCCAGAGCCAAACUGCAGUGGGAGGAGCCAAACCAGGCACUCUGCCAGCCAACCUGGAUGAGUUCAAAGUCGCCGAGUUGAAACAGGAACUGAAAUUGCGUGGUCUGACUGUCUCAGGCACCAAGAACGAUCUGAUCGAGAGGCUCCGCAACUACCAGGAGCAAAAUGGCGGAACCGCAGCAGUUGUAAAAAAUGGCAUGUCUCAGCCCAGCCAGCAGGGCAUGACCUCAGCUGUUAGCGCUGUUACAACCUCUCCAACCACAACUACCACCCCUGACCACCAAUCAGGAGAGGGUGGCUUUAAGUUAGCUUUGUCAUCAUUGGCUCAUGUGGUUCCAGGGCGGGUCAUGCGAUUUGGGAGCACCAGUUCCAGCCCUCCAGUGUCACCUACUCCAUCUGAGAGGUCGCUGGCUGGGAUGAGUCCAGACGAGACGAGCUGUAACGGAGACAUGUUUGGAGAGAUGGUGAGCUCUCCCCUGACCCAACUCACCCUCCACCCAUCUCCUCAACACCCAUCAAAUGUCUCCCCCCUCUCACAGCCUCUCUCUAAAGUCAAAGAAGAGAUCCAGAGCUCGUGCAGCCUCUCCAGGCCUUCACCAGCCACAUGCCAGCCUCCAGAGCCCCUGCCUGGAGCAGCAACAGACCUCAUGGACAAGGACCAGAUGCUCCAGGAGAAGGACAAGCAGAUCGAGGAGCUGACCAGGAUGCUGAGGCAGAAGCAGAGGCUGGUGGAGACCCUCAGGUCCCAGCUGGAGCAGGGCAAGAUGGCAGGUGGAAUAGUGUCAGAGAAGGAAGGGACUGAGAGUAGCAGAACACUUUCAGAGGUUAAACCUCAAACUCUGAUAAAAGCCUCUGCCAUUCAGCCUCCCACUCUCCCUAACGGCACUGUGGUGAAGGUGAAGAAGGAGGUGGAGCCUGAGGAGGGGAUGGAUGGAAUAACAGAGGAGGCCCAGGCAAAGAAAGCGGCGCAGCCGAUGCAGUGCUCUCAGGAGACUCUCCUCAGGCUGCAGCAGAUUCAUCGGCUACAGGUCCAGCAAGCUGAACAGCAGAAACAGACACUGCAGCAGAGUCAGGUGCAACCGCCAAAAGUGGAAGAGGCUAAAUCAAACCCUCAAAAAUUACAACAGCAGAAGAAAGAAGCCCAUAUCCUGCUCCAUCAGCAGCAACAACUACAGCAGCUUAUCAUACAGCAAACCCAACAGAAACAGCUCCAGGCCCAGCAGAAGUUAGCACAGCAAAAACUCGCCCAACAGAAACUCAGCCAACAGAAGCUGGUGCAGCAGAACCAGCUCAGACAAACUCAAGGGCAAGUUCAACAAAGCCAGCAGAAGAACCAGGUUCAGCUGAAACAGGUUCAAGUGCAGAUCCAGAAGCCUGCAGUGAACCCAACCCAGCAGAGGAAGCAGCUGAGGGCUCAGCAGAGGCAGCAGCAGAGGCAGCAGACGACAGCUGUCACCACACAACAGGUGACUCCGGUCUUCAUCAACCAACAAAAUGGCACUCAGAUCCACACUCAGGCCAUUUCGUUAGACCUCCUCAAGGCAAAUGGCACUCCAACGCUGGUCACCGACAGCAACGGCAACCACUACCUGAUCGCUCUCACCAGUAACACCACAGACGGACAGAACGGAGUGUCCUCAUUGGCCAAAACCAACGGACGCAUCACGCUGCAGAGAUUGCAGUCGACUCCAACCAAACUCCCCAGCUCUGACAGCCAAUCAAAAGAGCAGCCAGAGGCUGAGCCUGUGAGCCAGCCAAUUAAAAAGGGACAGAAGGCGGGGCUGCACCUGGACACCAAUGGCGUGCCGCAAGCCAGCUUGUCAGUCACUGCUCCGCCCAACCUGCAGCCUUUCUUUGACGACAUGUCAGACAGUGAAAGCCAAAACAACUUCUCAUCUCUUAAGAGAGAGGAGGUGUGUCCGCCUUACGACCGGCACACACUGUUCACCCCUCCCUCUCCCAAACCCAACAUCUCCCUUCCUACUCAGCGCUCCAAACAGGAGAAUGCCCUGAACAGUCAGCAGAUGGACGACCUGUUUGACAUCCUGCUCAAGAGUGGAGAAAUCCCCGGCUUCAAGGCCAACCCGGACCCUUCCCUUGCCCCUCUCCACUCUGACCCGCCCUCCCCAUCUUCUCUCCCAUCCCAGCUCCACCUGUCCCCUCCCACCCCUAAGGAGCCCCUCGUCUCCCCUCAGCCUUCUGUGGGAGAGCCCUGCACAGGCAGCGGACGCCUGGAAGACUUCCUGGAAAGCACCACAGGUGCCCCGCUGCUGGGUGUGGAGCCCGACGGUGACCUGACGCUGAUCGACGACCUUCACAGCCAAAUGCUGAGCACGCCCAGCAUCCUGGACCACCCUCCCUCCCCCAUGGACACGUCCGACCUGGGUUUCUCCACGCACUCUACAGGGCUGGACUUUGGCGACCCCACCUUGGACAGCAUGGACUGGCUGGAUAUCUCCAUGGUGGGGAGUGCCAGCGGAGGGAGAGGAGGCAGCGAAGGGGGGAGAGGAGGAAGCGGAGGAGCUGGCGACGGGGGGACUAGUCUGGCCCCGCUGGCACCACACACUCCGCCGAGCGUCUUCUCGACUGAUUUUCUGGACAGCACGGACCUGCAGCUGCACUGGGAGUCGUGUCUGUAGCCCCCGCACACGUGGACACGCGCUGGCUCACACUGUGUACAGGCUCCAUCUUUAUUUCAUGCACAUACAGAAACCUUUUCUAUGCUGUCUCUACCACUGCAGGGGUCACUGGCACAUGCACACACACAUUUACACAGUUUGCUCUGUCAUUCACUGGCUGUUACUGUAUGCAAGGUGGGGUGAAAUGAGAAAGAGACGUAGAAAUUACAUUCAUAGAGAGGACUUGAACUUGGUGGGACUGAAGUGGACUUGUUGAAUUUUAAUUCUAUGGGGAUCCCUACAGAAAACUGUUCAUUUCCUGUGUCUGGAUCUGGUUAAAGUGAACCAGUCGGAAACCUACUGUAGGUCACUGUAAUACAACAUUUCGGUGGCGUUUACUCGGGCUCUUCAAUAUAGCAGAGUGUGUGUGUGUCAGUGCCUCCUAAACUUUGCACUUAUGCUGAAUCUGAUUGGUUUAAAGCGGGCGUUCGGGUUAACAGCUGAACCUUAGGGCUGCCCGGUGAGGCUGAGCGAAAGCCGCUGUGUGUUACAUUGGUCAGCUGAGCCGUUGGUGGUGUGAAAAACAAAGGCAGCUGUUGGUGACGACGUCGCCUCACUGUGGCAUCCUGAACCCCACCCACACUAGUCAAAAAAAACACAACCGUCAUUGGUUGACAGUUGCUAUUGGAAUGAACCAUAUCGGUGGCAACAGUUUGAAUUGAAGCCUCAUUGGAGGUUGCGUAUUAUUGGUAACAUUAUGGUAGACCACUAUGUAUUGCUGUAUAUGGGGUGUAUAUUAUCAAUUGUCCAUAUGACUAUUUUUCUUUGCUGGUUGCUUUAGAGUCGAGCCAGCCGGCUGGGGAACUUAGGGUUGAGGGCGGGGCUUCCAAAGUUCUUGGACCUUGUCAUUUUUUAAAGAAAAAAAAGUUAAAAAAAUAAACAUACUAUAAAAACUCGAA
Molecule: messenger RNA, 5319 nt
Organism: Scatophagus argus
Lineage: Eukaryota; Metazoa; Chordata; Actinopteri; Scatophagidae
Gene: mrtfab
Product: myocardin related transcription factor Ab
Exons: 18
Coding region: 587-4381 (1264 amino acids)
Biological process (GO): smooth muscle cell differentiation
Source: RefSeq, a predicted model, not a curated record